Messenger RNA from Neopsephotus bourkii (Bourke's parrot), 1710 nucleotides. RefSeq names its product exosome component 2 (gene EXOSC2). Gene Ontology annotation, molecular function: RNA binding. The record is from RefSeq and is a predicted model, not a curated record. Bases 101 to 985 code for a protein of 294 amino acids. Gene Ontology annotation, biological process: CUT catabolic process; TRAMP-dependent tRNA surveillance pathway; exonucleolytic trimming to generate mature 3'-end of 5.8S rRNA from tricistronic rRNA transcript (SSU-rRNA, 5.8S rRNA, LSU-rRNA). Gene Ontology annotation, cellular component: nuclear exosome (RNase complex); cytoplasmic exosome (RNase complex). NCBI's taxonomy places the organism in Eukaryota, Metazoa, Chordata, Aves, Psittaciformes, Psittacidae. The transcript has 9 exons.
UGGCGACGCCUGCGCUUCAGGGGCUUCCCGCCAGUAGCCAACAUGGCGGACGGAAGGUGCCUGCGGACGAGGUCACGGUGCUGCACCGCCCUCAGUCAAGAUGGCCGCGGUUACCAUGCGGUUGCCAGUGCCCCGCAAGCCGGCGGUGGUGACCGCGCCUCAGGGCCCCGAGAAGCACUUGGUGGCUCCGGGGGACACGAUAACCACGGAUACAGGCUAUAUGAGGGGCCACGGCACCUAUGUGGAGGAUGACAAGCUCAUCGCCUCGGUGGCCGGAGUGGUGGAGAGGGUGAACAAGCUGAUCUGUGUCCGAGCGCUGAACACCCGGUACAACGGUGAGGUCGGCGAUGUCGUGGUCGGGAGGAUUACGGAGGUUCAGCAGAAGCGAUGGAAAGUGGAGACGUAUUCCAGGCUAGAUUCAGUCCUGCUGCUGUCAUCUAUCAACUUACCUGGUGGGGAACUGAGGAGGAGAUCAAUAGAAGAUGAGCUUGCAAUGAGGGACUGUCUGCAGGAAGGGGACCUCAUCAGUGCAGAGGUGCAGUCUGUAUUUACUGAUGGGGCAUUAUCGCUGCACACCCGGAGUCUGAAAUACGGGAAGCUUUCCCAGGGUGUGCUCAUUCAGGUCUCGCCAUCUCUUGUGAAACGCCAGAAGACUCACUUCCAUGACCUGCCCUGUGGUGCAUCUGUGAUUCUUGGCAACAAUGGUUACAUCUGGAUCUACCCAACUUCAGAGCAGAGAGAUGAAGAGACAGGGGGCUUCGUCACCAACUUGGAGCCUGUUUCUUUGUCUGACCGGGAGGUGAUCUCACGGGUCCGAAACUGCAUUGUAGCUCUGGUUACUCAUAAGCUGAUGCUCUUUGACACCAGCGUCUUAUAUUGCUAUGAAGCAUCUCUUCCUCAUCAGAUCAAAGACAUUCUCAAACCGGAGGUGAUGGAGCAGAUCGUUCUGGAAACCCAACAUAGGUUGCUGGAUCUGGAAGGAUAGAGCUCAUGCCCAGAAGCAGUCAUUGGAAGUCCUGACAUGGCAGCUUUUGAUUCCCAGUAUUUUAUUAUUUUUUUCUGUGUUCUAGACCCCAGCAUUCAUUCCAUGCUUCAGAAACCACCAGAAUUCCUCAUUUUAACUCCCAGGAUACCUCCUGAGCCCUUUUAAUACAAUAGUACUAAGCAGUACUUAAGUACAGUAGCCUUCUAGUGCAGCAUCCUGAAAAACUGGUAUCUGACUUUUGUGAAGAUGCAGGUACAAAUGGGACGUAUCCCAUAGCACUUGUAGCUGUGUCUAGUGCCCCUGAACCUCGUGCAGAAUGAUGGAGAGGAAGGCAUGUGUUUUCUGAUGCUUCUCUUUCCCCAAAAGGGUUCUGAAUGGUUUUGAUUUUCCUUUUCUGUGAUACAGAAUUGACAGUGUGGCCUUUGAUUGACAGCUCUUGUUCUUCUCUUUUGUACCUCUGAUACACAGUCUUAGUCUUUAGGAACAGGAGUAUCCACACCUUUGCUAACCACAUUUUGGUUCUGUCUGUUCGUGGCUCAAGGGUAUGAAGUUGGAGGUGCCACGAUGUCCACAUGAACGAGUAGCCAUGGGCAAGCAGUGUCUUCUCUGCCUAUGUGUGUUCUGCUGGUCCCUUUAUUACGCCUACUGUAGUGAACUCCUCCUAUGAGGAGGCUCCAGUAUUGUUUUCUGUUAAAUAUUUUACAUUUCAAUAAAUUUUUGAAACA